Castor canadensis (American beaver) is the source of this 10232-nucleotide messenger RNA. Lineage: Eukaryota; Metazoa; Chordata; Mammalia; Rodentia; Castoridae. The record is from RefSeq and is a predicted model, not a curated record.
UAAACUCAAGCUGCUAUAGACACUAAGUAGCUACUGAUGAUAGGAAGCUAUGAAGCCCCAGGCUGAUGUUAGACUCUAGUCCCUGAAGGUUGACAGAACACAUUGUAAGCAGGUCCUGUGAGUUCUGCCUCUUAAAAUCUCUUCUGAGUGGCAGCUUCCUCCCUGCCAUUGUAAUUGUGGCUUCAUUACCUAUUACUUAUACUAAUACAGUAUUGCUCUAACCAAUCUCUGAAGUUAUUUUCCUAAAAUCCACUUCUGGUUAUAUCCCUUCUCUGCUCAAAGCCUUUCUUGACCUCCUGUUGUGCUCCAGUAGGUAAAAUUCCUCAUAUUCCUCUCUAGGCCUCCCCUGCCUUUCCAUCCUAACCCUGACUUCCCCAGUACUGCUCCCUUGUAGGUACCCUGUGCUUCAACCAGCCUGCCUACUUACUUCCCUGAAUAUUCAUCGGCGAUUUCCUGCUUCUUCACCUUUGUUUACACUAUUCUUUCUGCUUGAAAUGCUACCUUUGACUCCCCUUGGGCUAGUGUAAUAGAGGGAGCUUGGGUUUGGGGAUCAGAGAGACCUGGGUUCGGAUCCUGGCUUCACAACUUAUUAUUUGAACAAGUACUUUAAACAAGUAUUUAACUUUCUUGAGUCUCAGUUUCCUAAUCUGUAAAAAUGGAAAUAACAACACCCACCUUGCCAGGGUUGUUGUAAGGAUUAACUGAAAUUGUGUAUGCAAUGCAGUUGACAUACAGUCAAUAAAUGACAGAUCACUGUUGCUUUUUAUUAUCUUUGUUUUUUAAGAUCCUAACUUCAAAUGACAGCUUGCAUGGAUACUUUUUGGUUUCUCUUCCCUAAACUUAAAGGGAUCUCUUCUGAGCACAUACACUUUGGCUCUUAUUGCAUCCUGCCCUCUAUUGUAACUCUAUAAUUAGCUUACCUACCCAUCUGGGGGACUGGCAGCACACCGAAGGCAAAGGCUAAGUUUUACUCAUCGUUGUUCCCAACCACUAGAAGUUUGGCCCAGGGACUUCCCCAUAAUAGGCCCUCAAGGAAUGCUGGCUGGGAGAAUGUGUGCAUAAUGGGAGAAGAGAAGUUGGGGGCUGGGGCAUUAGAGCCUGGUGUGCUUGUGGUGAAAUUUUAUUUGGGGGGAAGUUGUGCAUGUGGGAUGGGUCUCUGCAAGAUCCAUUUGUGUAGGAACUGUGAGGUUUAGAUAAGCUGCAUGUAGGUAGCCUUGUGGGAAAGAGCUCUGUGCACAAACUGGGAUUCAUAGGGGAGAAUGAGUAUGCAUGGGUAGAUGUGGAGGCACUGUGUUGGAGGAAGUCAAGUCCAGCCCUUCAGCUAUCCAGUCCAGCCCUAAAUGAGCCUCCAGCAGCCCGAAGCCGGAUAUGUCAGUCUUACCCACAAACCCUCCCCCAACUCCCCGCGGUUGCGGACUCAGAGGCCAAAUUUGGUAACUGACUGAGUGUUAUUCCCCCAACCCUCUUACAUGCUGACUGUCUUGAGCUUUCUCUCUCUCUUUGUCCCUCUCUAUAACUCCCAAUCUUCCUGCAGUUCCCUUUGUGGGUAUCUGUGCUGACUGUAUUCUCCAUAUACCCCCAAAUUCUUUAGCCCCAAUACACUUACAUUCCAUUCCUUGCUGGGAUUUGACCUCCUGUCCUCCAUUUACACAACCCCCUCCCUCCAAUUGCCCAACUCCUCUGGAAUGCAUCUCAGGAAUGUAUCGAGGGAGGAGGAGUUCCCUGGGAGGGGGACACGGAGGGAGUGUUGCUGCUGUUCCAUAAAACAUGAUGGAAAGGGGAGCCAAGUUCUCAGGCCAGGGCAGGAACCAGAUAGCUUCUACUAAUACUUCCAGGGACUUGUUCUUUGCUACCACUUCAGACCAAUUCCCUCCCCCACAAUGACUAUGUGGAUGGCCACACAGGACCAGCCUGGGAGUUAGGGUAGCCAUGACUCAACUCCCUUAUCGGGGUCUCACCAGAAGCUUUUGAGGAAGAAGUGGGUGUCCAUAUGUCCGGAGGAAAUGGGGGGAGACGUGGAAUUUUAGCUUAGGGUGAAGGGUCCUCUCAGUCCUGCUCUAACUCCUUGGACUCCUGCUUCUCUGUCCCUCCAGCUCUCACUCCUGUGGUCAGCAACCCACAGCCAGGUACAGCCAGGCUGGAGAGCAGAAGCUGCCACCAUGGUUGCACUUUCGCUGAAGAUCAGCAUUGGGAAUGUGGUGAAGACAAUGCAGUUUGAGCCAUCUACGAUGGUGUAUGACGCCUGCCGCAUCAUUCGUGAGCGUAUCCCAGAGGCCUUGGCUGGCCCUCCCAGCGACUUUGGGCUAUUUCUGUCAGAUGAUGACCCCAAAAAGGGUAUAUGGCUGGAGGCUGGGAAAGCUUUGGAUUACUACAUGCUCCGAAAUGGGGAUACCAUGGAGUACAGGAAGAAACAGAGACCCCUGAAGAUCCGAAUGCUAGAUGGAACUGUGAAGACUAUCAUGGUGGAUGAUUCUAAGACUGUCACUGACAUGCUUAUGACCAUCUGUGCCCGCAUUGGAAUCACAAACCAUGAUGAAUAUUCGCUGGUUCGAGAGCUGAUGGAAGAGAAAAAGGAUGAAGGAACAGGGACCUUACGAAAGGACAAGACACUGCUACGAGAUGAGAAGAAGAUGGAGAAAUUAAAGCAGAAAUUGCACACAGAUGAUGAGUUGAACUGGCUGGACCAUGGCCGGACACUGAGGGAACAGGGAGUGGAGGAGCAUGAGACACUGCUGCUGCGGAGAAAAUUCUUCUACUCAGACCAGAAUGUGGACUCCCGGGACCCUGUACAGCUGAACCUUCUUUAUGUACAGGCACGAGAUGACAUCCUGAAUGGUUCCCACCCUGUCUCCUUUGACAAAGCCUGUGAAUUUGCUGGUUUCCAAUGCCAGAUCCAGUUUGGGCCCCACAAUGAGCAGAAGCACAAGGCUGGCUUCCUCGACCUGAAGGACUUCCUGCCCAAGGAGUAUGUGAAGCAGAAGGGAGAGCGUAAGAUCUUCCAGGCACACAAGAAUUGUGGGCAAAUGAGUGAGAUUGAGGCCAAGGUACGCUAUGUGAAGCUAGCCCGUUCCCUCAAGACUUAUGGCGUCUCCUUCUUCUUGGUCAAGGAAAAGAUGAAAGGGAAGAACAAGCUAGUACCCAGGCUACUGGGCAUCACUAAGGAAUGUGUAAUGCGUGUGGACGAGAAGACCAAGGAGGUGAUCCAGGAGUGGAGCCUCACCAACAUCAAACGAUGGGCUGCCUCUCCCAAGAGUUUCACCCUGGACUUUGGAGAUUACCAGGAUGGCUACUACUCAGUACAGACAACUGAGGGGGAGCAGAUUGCCCAGCUCAUUGCCGGCUACAUUGAUAUCAUCCUUAAGAAGAAAAAAAGCAAGGACCACUUUGGCCUGGAGGGAGAUGAGGAGUCUACUAUGCUGGAGGACUCGGUGUCUCCCAAAAAGUCAACAGUUCUUCAGCAGCAGUAUAACCGGGUGGGGAAAGUGGAACAUGGCUCUGUGGCUCUGCCAGCCAUCAUGCGCUCUGGAGCCUCUGGUCCUGAGAAUUUCCAGGUGGGCAGCAUGCCACCUGCCCAGCAGCAGAUUACCAGUGGCCAAAUGCACCGAGGACACAUGCCUCCUUUGACUUCAGCCCAGCAGGCCCUCACCGGAACCAUUAAUUCUAGCAUGCAAGCUGUGCAGGCUGCCCAGGCCACUCUGGAUGACUUUGACACUCUGCCCCCUCUUGGCCAGGAUGCUGCCUCUAAGGCCUGGCGUAAGAACAAGAUGGAUGAAUCAAAGCAUGAGAUCCACUCCCAGGUAGAUGCUAUCACAGCUGGUACUGCCUCCGUGGUGAACCUGACAGCAGGGGACCCUGCAGAGACAGACUAUACUGCAGUGGGCUGUGCAGUCACCACAAUCUCCUCCAACCUGACGGAGAUGUCCCGUGGUGUGAAGCUGCUGGCUGCCUUGCUGGAGGAUGAAGGUGGCAGUGGCCGGCCCCUGCUGCAGGCAGCAAAGGGACUUGCAGGGGCAGUGUCAGAACUGCUUCGCAGUGCACAACCCGCCAGUGCUGAGCCCCGUCAGAACCUGCUACAAGCAGCUGGGAACGUGGGCCAGGCCAGUGGGGAGCUGUUGCAGCAAAUUGGGGAAAGUGACACUGACCCUCACUUCCAGGAGGUUCUAAUGCAACUAGCCAAGGCAGUGGCAAGUGCUGCAGCUGCCCUGGUCCUCAAGGCUAAGAGUGUGGCCCAGCGUACAGAAGACUCAGGUCUUCAGACCCAAGUGAUUGCUGCAGCCACACAGUGUGCCCUGUCCACCUCCCAACUGGUAGCCUGUACCAAGGUCGUGGCACCUACAAUCAGUUCACCUGUCUGCCAAGAGCAGUUGGUAGAGGCUGGACGACUAGUGGCCAAAGCCGUGGAGGGCUGUGUGUCUGCCUCCCAGGCAGCCACAGAAGAUGGACAGCUGUUGCGAGGAGUAGGGGCAGCAGCUACAGCUGUCACCCAGGCCCUGAAUGAGCUGCUGCAGCAUGUGAAAGCCCAUGCCACAGGGGCUGGGCCUGCUGGCCGUUAUGACCAGGCCACUGACACCAUCCUUACUGUCACUGAGAAUAUCUUCAGUUCCAUGGGUGAUGCUGGGGAGAUGGUGCGACAGGCCCGCAUCCUGGCCCAAGCCACCUCAGACCUGGUCAAUGCUAUCAAGGCUGAUGCCGAAGGGGAGAGUGAUCUGGAGAACUCUCGAAAGCUCCUGAGUGCUGCCAAGAUCCUGGCUGAUGCCACAGCCAAGAUGGUAGAGGCUGCCAAGGGGGCAGCCGCUCACCCUGACAGUGAGGAGCAGCAGCAGCGGCUGCGAGAGGCAGCUGAGGGGCUCCGCAUGGCCACCAAUGCAGCUGCACAGAAUGCCAUCAAGAAAAAGCUGGUACAACGUCUGGAGCAUGCAGCCAAGCAGGCUGCAGCCUCAGCUACACAGACCAUUGCUGCAGCCCAACAUGCAGCCUCUACUCCCAAGGCCUCUGCGGGCCCCCAGCCCCUGCUGGUGCAGAGCUGCAAGGCUGUGGCAGAGCAGAUUCCAUUGCUGGUGCAGGGCGUCCGUGGGAGCCAAGCUCAGCCUGACAGCCCCAGUGCUCAACUUGCCCUCAUUGCUGCCAGCCAGAGCUUCCUGCAGCCAGGUGGGAAGAUGGUGGCAGCUGCAAAGGCCUCAGUGCCAACGAUUCAGGAUCAAGCAUCAGCCAUGCAGCUGAGUCAGUGUGCUAAGAACCUAGGCACCGCACUGGCUGAACUCCGUACCGCUGCCCAGAAGGCUCAAGAAGCAUGUGGGCCUUUGGAGAUGGAUUCUGCACUGAGUGUAGUACAGAAUCUAGAGAGAGACUUGCAGGAAGUGAAGGCAGCAGCUCAAGAUGGCAAACUUAAGCCCUUACCUGGGGAGACAAUGGAAAAGUGUGCCCAGGACCUUGGCAAUAGCACCAAAGCAGUGAGCUCUGCCAUUGCCCAGCUGCUGGGAGAAGUUGCCCAGGGCAAUGAGAAUUAUGCAGGUAUUGCAGCUCGGGAUGUGGCAGGGGGGCUGCGGUCACUGGCCCAGGCCGCUAGGGGUGUAGCUGCCCUGACGUCAGAUCCUGCAGUGCAAGCCAUUGUGCUUGACACAGCCAGUGAUGUACUGGACAAGGCCAGCAGCCUCAUUGAGGAGGCAAAAAAGGCAGCUGGCCAUCCAGGGGACCCUGAGAGCCAGCAGCGUCUUGCCCAGGUGGCUAAAGCAGUGACUCAGGCACUGAACCGCUGUGUCAGCUGCCUGCCUGGCCAAAGAGAUGUAGAUAAUGCCUUGAGAGCAGUUGGAGAUGCCAGCAAGAGACUCCUGAGUGACUCGCUUCCUCCUAGCACUGGGACAUUUCAAGAAGCUCAGAGUCGAUUGAAUGAAGCUGCUGCUGGGCUGAAUCAGGCAGCCACAGAACUGGUGCAGGCCUCCCGGGGAACCCCUCAGGACCUGGCUCGCGCCUCCGGUCGAUUUGGACAAGAUUUCAGCACCUUCCUGGAAGCUGGCGUGGAGAUGGCCGGACAGGCCCCAAGCCAGGAGGACCGUACCCAGGUUGUGUCCAACUUGAAGGGCAUCUCCAUGUCUUCAAGCAAACUUCUUCUGGCUGCCAAGGCCCUGUCCACAGAUCCUGCUGCCCCCAACCUCAAGAGUCAGCUGGCUGCAGCUGCUAGGGCAGUGACUGAUAGCAUCAACCAGCUCAUCACCAUGUGCACCCAGCAAGCACCUGGACAAAAGGAGUGUGACAAUGCCUUGCGGGAAUUGGAGACUGUCCGAGAACUCCUAGAGAACCCAGUCCAGCCCAUCAACGACAUGUCCUACUUUGGUUGCCUGGACAGUGUCAUGGAAAAUUCAAAGGUGCUGGGUGAGGCCAUGACUGGCAUCUCCCAAAAUGCCAAGAAUGGGAAUCUGCCGGAGUUUGGAGAGGCCAUUGCCACAGCCUCCAAGGCCCUCUGUGGCUUCACUGAGGCAGCAGCACAGGCAGCAUAUCUGGUUGGUGUCUCUGACCCCAACAGCCAAGCUGGACAACAAGGGCUGGUGGAGCCCACACAGUUUGCCCGUGCAAACCAGGCAAUUCAGAUGGCCUGUCAGAGUUUGGGGGAGCCUGGCUGUACCCAGGCCCAGGUGCUCUCUGCAGCCACCAUUGUGGCAAAACACACCUCUGCACUGUGUAACAGCUGCCGCCUGGCUUCUGCCCGUACCGCCAAUCCUACUGCCAAGCGCCAGUUUGUACAAUCAGCCAAGGAGGUGGCCAACAGUACAGCCAAUCUUGUCAAGACCAUCAAGGCACUAGAUGGGGCCUUCACAGAAGAGAACCGAGCCCAGUGCCGAGCAGCCACAGCCCCUCUGUUGGAGGCCGUGGAAAAUCUGAGUGCCUUUGCAUCCAACCCUGAGUUUUCCAGCAUUCCUGCCCAGAUUAGCCCUGAGGGCCGGGCUGCCAUGGAGCCCAUUGUGAUUUCUGCUAAGACAAUGUUGGAGAGUGCUGGGGGACUAAUCCAGACAGCCCGGGCCCUAGCAGUCAAUCCCCGGGACCCCCCACGCUGGUCAGUGCUAGCUGGCCACUCACGGACUGUCUCAGACUCCAUCAAGAAGCUCAUUACAAGCAUGAGGGACAAGGCCCCAGGGCAGCUGGAGUGUGAGACGGCCAUUGCAGCUCUGAACAGCUGUCUGCGGGACCUAGACCAGGCUUCCCUUGCUGCAGUCAGCCAGCAGCUUGCUCCCCGUGAGGGGAUCUCUCAAGAGGCCUUGCAUACUCAGAUGCUUACUGCAGUGCAGGAGAUCUCCCAUCUCAUUGAACCACUGGCCAGUGCUGCCCGUGCUGAAGCCUCCCAGCUGGGACACAAGGUGUCCCAGAUGGCUCAGUACUUUGAGCCACUCACCCUGGCUGCAGUGGGUGCUGCUUCCAAGACCCUGAGCCACCCACAGCAGAUGGCGCUUCUGGACCAGACAAAAACAUUGGCAGAGUCUGCCCUUCAGUUGUUGUACACUGCCAAGGAGGCUGGUGGUAACCCCAAGCAAGCAGCGCAUACCCAGGAAGCCCUAGAAGAAGCUGUGCAGAUGAUGACAGAGGCUGUAGAGGACUUGACAACAACCCUUAAUGAGGCAGCCAGUGCUGCAGGUGUUGUUGGUGGCAUGGUGGACAACAUCACUCAGGCCAUCAACCAGCUAGAUGAAGGACCAAUGGGUGAGCCAGAAGGUUCUUUUGUGGAUUACCAGACAACCAUGGUGCGGACAGCCAAGGCCAUUGCGGUCACUGUUCAGGAGAUGGUAACCAAGUCAAACACCAGCCCUGAGGAGCUGGGCCCUCUCGCCAACCAACUGACCAGUGACUAUGGCCGACUGGCUUCAGAAGCCAAGCCUGCAGCUGUGGCUGCUGAAAAUGAAGAGAUAGGUGCCCACAUCAAGCACCGAGUACAGGAGCUGGGCCAUGGCUGUGCUGCUCUGGUCACCAAGGCAGGUGCUCUGCAGUGCAGCCCCAGCGAUGCCUACACAAAGAAGGAGCUCAUAGAGUGUGCCCGGAGAGUCUCAGAGAAGGUCUCCCAUGUCCUGGCUGCACUCCAAGCUGGAAAUCGUGGCACCCAGGCCUGCAUCACAGCAGCCAGUGCUGUGUCUGGUAUCAUUGCUGACCUUGACACCACCAUCAUGUUUGCUACUGCUGGCACCCUCAACCGGGAGGGUGCUGAAACUUUUGCUGAUCACCGGGAGGGCAUUCUGAAGACUGCAAAAGUACUGGUGGAAGACACCAAGGUCCUGGUGCAGAAUGCAGCUGGGAGCCAGGAGAAGUUGGCACAGGCUGCCCAGUCCUCUGUGGCCACCAUUACCCGCCUUGCUGACGUGGUCAAGCUUGGUGCAGCUAGCCUGGGAGCCGAGGACCCUGAGACCCAGGUGGUGCUGAUCAAUGCAGUGAAGGAUGUAGCCAAGGCUCUGGGUGACCUUAUCAGUGCUACGAAGGCUGCAGCUGGCAAAGUUGGGGAUGACCCUGCAGUGUGGCAGCUCAAGAACUCUGCAAAGGUGAUGGUGACCAAUGUGACAUCAUUGCUCAAGACAGUGAAGGCUGUGGAAGAUGAGGCCACCAAAGGCACACGGGCCCUGGAGGCAACCACAGAACAUAUACGGCAAGAACUGGCGGUUUUCUGUUCCCCAGAGCCCCCUGCCAAGACCUCUACCCCAGAAGAUUUCAUCCGAAUGACCAAAGGUAUCACCAUGGCAACAGCCAAAGCUGUUGCUGCUGGCAAUUCCUGUCGCCAGGAAGAUGUUAUUGCCACAGCCAAUCUGAGCCGCCGUGCUAUCGCAGAUAUGCUGCGGGCUUGCAAGGAAGCAGCUUACCACCCAGAAGUGGCUCCUGAUGUACGGCUUCGAGCCCUGCACUAUGGCCGAGAAUGUGCCAAUGGCUACCUGGAACUGCUGGAGCAUGUGCUACUGCCGACGCUGCAGAAGCCAAACCCAGAACUGAAGCAGCAAUUGACAGGACACUCAAAGCGGGUGGCUGGUUCAGUCACCGAGCUCAUCCAGGCUGCUGAGGCUAUGAAAGGAACAGAAUGGGUAGAUCCAGAGGACCCCACAGUCAUUGCAGAGAAUGAGCUCCUGGGAGCUGCGGCCGCCAUUGAGGCUGCAGCCAAAAAGCUAGAGCAGCUGAAACCCAGAGCUAAACCCAAGGAGGCAGAUGAGUCCUUGAACUUUGAGGAACAGAUUCUGGAAGCUGCAAAGUCCAUUGCAGCAGCUACCAGUGCACUGGUAAAGGCUGCCUCAGCUGCCCAGAGGGAACUGGUGGCACAAGGGAAGGUGGGCGCCAUUCCAGCUAAUGCACUGGACGAUGGACAGUGGUCCCAGGGCCUUAUUUCUGCUGCCCGGAUGGUGGCUGCAGCUACCAACAAUCUGUGUGAGGCAGCUAAUGCAGCUGUCCAAGGCCAUGCCAGCCAGGAGAAGCUCAUCUCCUCAGCCAAGCAGGUAGCUGCUUCCACAGCACAACUCCUUGUGGCCUGUAAGGUCAAGGCUGACCAGGACUCUGAGGCAAUGAAACGGCUUCAGGCUGCUGGCAAUGCAGUAAAACGAGCCUCGGAUAACCUGGUGAAGGCAGCCCAGAAGGCUGCAGCUUUUGAAGACCAGGAGAAUGAGACAGUGGUAGUGAAGGAGAAGAUGGUUGGGGGCAUUGCCCAGAUAAUUGCAGCACAGGAAGAGAUGCUUAGGAAGGAACGGGAACUGGAGGAGGCACGUAAGAAGCUGGCCCAGAUCCGGCAGCAGCAGUACAAGUUCCUGCCUUCAGAACUUCGAGAUGAGCACUAGGGAAGCUGCUUCUGUUUAACUCAGACCCAGCCCAGAGACUGUGCCUGCCACUACCAAAGCCUUCUGGGCUGUCAGGGCCCAACCUGCCCAACCCCAGCACUCCCCAAAGUGCCUGCCAAACCUGGGGCCUGGCCCUGCCCAGUCCCACUGCACAUCCCCUGAGACCUCCCCAACUCCAAGUGCCUUCAUGCCCUAGGGCCCCUAAGUGCCUGCCCUUCCAGAGUAUUAACGCUCCAAGAGUAUUAACGCUGCUGUAUCAAUCUGAACCCAUCAGGGCCCCAGCCCACACCACCCUGCCAGCAGCUUCUAGCCAGCCCCUACAGCCUCAUCAGCUCAACUCAUCCUUUUUUGAUACUGUCUGUCCCCCACCCCAGCUACCAAUGGGGCUGCAGGGUUAUAAGCCCCAAACAGGUCAUGCUCCAAUAAAUAUGAUUCUACCUACAA